AUGUCCGACGACGAAAUUGUUGCCGGUGCGCCGGGAGCCACAUCAAUAGACGCCCGAGGAAGCGAGGUCAAGCCAAAAUACCGAUCAUGGCGCAAGAAGUAUCGCAAGAUGAAGACACACUUUGACGAUGUCAUGAAGGAGAGCAACAGCCUGUUUGUCGACGAGCAGAAACUCGACGCCUUGUCCAAGAGGUUGCAGGAGCAGAAUGACCAACUGCUCGACCUCCUCCUCGACCUCAACACAUCCCUCUCAAUCCCGCACGAAUUGCGAUUCGAUCUCUCAAUGGCACCCAAGUCGCAACAACCAAAUGACGAACGCGAAAUGACUCUAGACAUGGCCAACAACAUCAUCGCCAACGCUCAUCGCGCCUUCCACAACCACGAGAUGCCGCACCAAGAUUACCUUCGCAUAAGACAAGACAUCGAAGUUCUGCUCGCUCGUAAAGAUGCAAAGAGUCUGGUGGAAAUGGAAGCUCAGAUCCCACACCCGCGAUAUCACCACCCCGUGUCAGCGCUCGCAGCCGAAGCAAAUCCCGCAUUCCUAACAUCGUCGCACGAAGAUGCCUACCUUACUCGCCUCGACAACAAGCUAGAACCCGCUGCCCUGAGCGAGCCACGUCCAGCCUCUCCUCAACCCCUCUCCAAGCUCACCCAGCGCGAACUCGACCGCGAAGUCGAAUUGCGAAACCCUCUAUCUGUUCACAACUGGCUCAAGAAACAUGGUACAAUCUCAGACAUCGAUGCUGCUUCUGAAGGCGGUACCGCAAGUGCCCAGACACCCGCUACGGCCAACAAGCGUCGCAAUCUUGCCAAGCAAGUUGGUGACAGAGCCAUCGAACGCGCUAGAGAAAAGGAGGGAAGCCCAGGAAGUACCGUGGACAAUGAGGAUGAGCUGGCUGGUGACGACACCCCAGGCAAGCCCAAAAAGGCUAGAGAUGACGACCAGACAUACAGACCAAAGGGCGGCCGUAGCAAGAGCAAGCGGAAGAGGGACGAAGGCGAGAAUACACCGGCUCGUGGCAAAAAACAGAGGACGAGUCUCAAUAUUCCUUCCGAUGCAUAG
Aureobasidium pullulans EXF-150 is the source of this 1062-nucleotide messenger RNA. RefSeq lists its product as uncharacterized. The record is from RefSeq and is a predicted model, not a curated record. NCBI's taxonomy places the organism in Eukaryota, Fungi, Ascomycota, Dothideomycetes, Dothideales, Saccotheciaceae. The coding region runs from base 1 to 1062 and encodes 353 amino acids. The transcript is spliced from 2 exons. Gene Ontology annotation, cellular component: Ino80 complex; nucleus. Gene Ontology annotation, biological process: chromatin remodeling.